Colletes gigas is the source of this 3855-nucleotide messenger RNA. RefSeq names its product trafficking protein particle complex subunit 11 (gene gry). The record is from RefSeq and is a predicted model, not a curated record. Lineage: Eukaryota; Metazoa; Arthropoda; Insecta; Hymenoptera; Colletidae. The transcript has 21 exons. Gene Ontology annotation, cellular component: cytoplasm. Bases 154 to 3426 code for a protein of 1090 amino acids.
CAACGUAUAACCUAAACUGUCAAACUGCAAGUAUCUAGAAUACAUUGAACGUGAACUUUCUUCAAUUAUGUAUAAAGUUUUAAGUUAAUAGCCUUUUUAUCAAUGCAUGUAGUUCAUUGGUGAAGUAAUUCGCUUUACAGACAAUCCGCAAUAAUGUUUGAGUUACCAGCAGAAUUAACAACUAAGCCUUUGGCUCUUAUUGGCAUGACCGGCUUAGAUAUUACAAAUUCUGUCCAUCGUUCAAUUUGGGAUGCAUUCAGUAAUAAUCGUAGGGUGGAAGCCUCUGCUAUUCAGUUUAAGUUACUCAAUCUUGCACACGAAUUUCCUACAGUAAAACCAAAACGUAACUCAUAUGAAUGGUAUAUACCCAAAGGAAUAUUAAAACGAAAUUGGAUGAAUAAAUACCUCAACGAAAUUCCAGCAGUUGUUGUUGUAUUCUAUGAUUUAGAUUGGAAUGAUCCGCAAUGGAAUGAAAAGAAAUUAGAAUGUGCUUCUAGAGUACAAACACUUAGAAAUGCUUUGGAAGGCAGAAGUACAAAAAUAGCUGUUGUACUGAUACAGCAUGGUACACAACCGCCACCAGGUUCUGAAGAUGCUUUAGCAACUGAACGUGGUACAGCUGUUUGUGGAGCGUGUGAACUACCUCCAAAAUUAUUAUAUGUUUUACCACAUGGAAAUCAUUUAUUAGGGUACACAUCUAGACUAGAAAAUGCAUUAUAUGAUUUAGCACAGAGCUUUUAUUAUCACGAGUAUCAUAUUGUCAAAGGACACAGAGAUCAACUUAACAAAACUGUACACCAACAUCUAUUUGUACGCCAUCAGUUCAAGAUGGCAUUCUUAAAUGAACUUAAACAAGAUCAACCUAUGGCUAAAAGACACUACGAGCAAGCAUACAGUAAUUUGUUGGAAAUAAAAAUGACGGAUACAAAUGCAAUGGAAGUUAAGACAAUUGCUAGCUUUAUAAAUUAUAAAUUAUGUAAAAUAAUGUUCAAUUUAAAUAUUCCAAAAGGAGCUAUAUCACAGUUCAGGCUUUAUACAGACAGAUUCAAAAUGAGAACCGGUCUAAAGGAACUUAUAUUUGAACAUCAUGCAUGGAUGUGCAGUCAAUUUUCUACUUUCGCAGAAUUAUUUGAUUAUGCUAUUCGACAGGGACUUCCUGCUGUUCAAACUCAGCACCCUGGAUAUUACUUUCAAUCAGCAGCUCAUCAUGCAGGCUUGAGACAAACAGCUUGCAAGGAACUUUGCCAGAAUAUUAAUAGUUAUCCAGAACCAGACCCAUUAGCUGGAGAGGACAAGCUUGAGUUUUAUGGGCAACGACCAUGGCGUCCGGGAAAAUUAAGCGCGGAACCGACAGAUCCGGUGAAAGAAACCAUUGCUGUACAGGCUUUACAAUACAAAGAAAAAUAUACAGUUAAUCAUUCCAAAAUAAUCAUUGGCCUGUUAGGAAAUGCAAUUUCGCAAUUCAAAGUGUACAGAUGUCCAAGAAUGAGAAGAGUAUUAGUGGUACAAAUGGCCGAGGAAUAUUAUAAUUCGAAGGAUUAUGGGAAAGCUCUCACAUUAUUAAUACACAUGUUGUGGGAAUAUCACGACGAACGAUGGCCCGUCUUAAUCACAAAUAUCUUAAAGAAUGCUUUGCGUGCGGCUUACCUAUCCACAAGUAUCGAAGACUACAUCACAUUAGCGUUUGAAGCACUGGGGCCCACCAUCACAUUUUCAGAAGAUUACAAAGUUGCUAUUUAUGACAACAUUAUUAAUAUUCUUCAAAAGAAACCACCAAAUCCGGAGCCCGAUUUACCGGACGAUGUGAAACACUCUGCAAUAGAUCAGUGGGUAAUCAACCUUAAUCAGACAGAACCAAUUGUAUUUACAAUUGAUGAUAAUAAUAUGAGUUCAUUCGUAGAAGUUAAAGCACGAUUUUUGCAAGCAAAGUACGCUGUUGAUUCUACAGUAAGCGUGGAAGUCAUUGUCAGAAAUUCGUACAGUAAUACUAUAGAAUUUUCUAAAGUGUCAAUAACAAUUGGCAGCCCUGGCUACAGUUCAGAAUUUACUGUCACCGAUGCUGAAAGUAGUAAUCUUAUUUUUAAUGCAAAAGAAACAAAAAAAUUUCUUUACCAAUUUCAAGCACAACAAAACGAUGGUAGCGAGAUACGCAUUACCACUAUUUCGUUAUACAUGGGUAACGAUACCGUUUGUAGCAUUGUUUUGAGAUUCUAUGCUAUAGGGCGGGAAACAAAUUUUCUGAGUCGAUUGUAUCCCGAGAUACAGCAACUUCGUAGAGGAGAAUUUGAAACGAUACAACCGUUAGUAAACGCGAAAAUAAAACAAGAAGAAUCUAGUCUGAAUAUAAGUGCGGUAUCCAACAGCCCAGCACUUUUAGGAGAGUGGCUUCCAAUUAAAAUAUCCGUCACUGCAAACGAAAAUAUAUCAUCAGCAUUCUUAACCGUGUCACUUGUGUCUGAUGGGGCAAAUGAACAAUCAACGGAAUUAAGUUUGACCAUGCUUAACAAACAGUCGUUAAUAUCGAUACCGAUCGAUCAUUUAGCAAAGGAUUGCAGUAUCGAUCAAACUAUAUACUUAAGGGCCCAUAAAGUUGGCGACAGAAAUAUUCACAUGAAGGUGGAAUACCCGAAGUCCGAACAAAUAAAAGGAAUUAAAGAAUUGACAUAUUCAUUGUCAGUUACAAAACCAUUUGAAGUGUCAACGUUAUUUUACACUGCACUUUUCGAACCACUGACAAAAGGUUUCAUCAACGAACCGUUUAUAAUAAUGCCUCACAUUUGUUGCGUCUCUCCAUGGCCUAUAAAUAUUAUUAGCACUUCUGUAGAGUUGGGUGACUCAAUAGAAAGAGAGAAUAAAGAUCAGUCAGUUUCCACUUUAGCUGGUAUUACACUUUCUGAGGGUGAAACAGGUACAGAUUCGUACUGUUUGAUACCCAAAGGUGGUGGCGAGCAACCUAUCAGUACGGGAGUGUACACGAUUAAAUGGAAACGUGCAAACGAUGAUAACGCGUUAGAAACUAGCAGCAGCGUAACAUUAGCUCCUUUAUGGGUCGAAGAUGCAAUGAUCGGAUUGGAAGCUAAAUUGCCUGCUCAUGGUUGGGUUCGUACACCGCUGCUUGUAUCGUACUUAAUAAAAAAUCAUUCCGAUUACAUGAUUACAUUGCGAUUGACCAUGGAGGCCAGCGAUGCGUUUAUGUUUGCUGGACAUAAACAAGUCGAUAUUUACAUACUUCCGAAAAACGAAAAAAAAGUCGAAUGGAUAUUGCGUCCAUUGGUGGCUGGUUUCGUGCAACUUCCCAGUUUAUCUUUAGCGGUUCCUGCUGACGAAGAACGUAAAUUAAGCAAAGCACGGCUUUCGGAAGUGAUAGAGCGAUCGAUACCGAGUCACAUAUACAUUCUGCCAACAUCGCAAACCUUAGAAGAAUGAACGAAGCAAGAAGAAAAUAUUGAAAUGUUUAAUGACUUCUAAUGUAUUAUCGAAACGUAGAUACAUAUUGCACAUAAAUCGUAAAUACAAAAACAUUUCAUACUUAGGAUUAUGAAUGUCAGUCCGUUGAAUAUAAUUUAUUUAAGUUACUUGUAAGGCAUAAUAAAAAAAAAAAAACAAGAUUCCUUUACAUCCUUCGAAGUAUUUUCGUCUCCGUAUGCUCGUGUACGUAUUACUCGAUGCGGGCGUCGUUAUCGAUUACAUACGUCGUCACAUGUACCAUAUUUCUAUAGAAACCAGUCUCAAUACGCAACGGACAUAUAGUACGUACACGUUCGCCACAUAAUUUUUAACCUGUUGAAAUUUAACAUUAUGCAAAGAUCUGACAAAGUAGUUUACUCGUGAACGUUAAAGGUCAUAGAUAAUGAC